AUGAGCCGGAAGCUCGCCCCCGAAGCCAAUCGGAUUCUCUUUGUAAAGAACCUCAACUACAACGUCACAGCUGAGCAACUCUUUGACCUCUUCGGCAAAUUUGGUCCCAUCCGCCAAAUACGUCAGGGAAUUGCCAACAACUCGAAGGGCACGGCCUUUGUGGUUUACGAAGACGUUCAUGACGCCAAACAGGCAUGCGAUAAGCUCAAUGGAUUCAACUUCCAGAACAGAUACCUCGUCGUUCUAUAUCACCAGCCCGAGAAAAUGCUUAGGUCGAAAGAGGACUUGGCGGAAAGGCAAGAGAAUUUGGAGCGUCUCAAACAGCAACAUGGGAUAGAAUGA
This is a messenger RNA of Aspergillus eucalypticola CBS 122712, 342 nucleotides long. Its product is annotated as putative pre-mRNA branch site protein p14. Gene Ontology annotation, molecular function: mRNA binding. The record is from RefSeq and is a predicted model, not a curated record. Gene Ontology annotation, cellular component: nucleus; ribonucleoprotein complex; cytoplasm. Bases 1 to 342 code for a protein of 113 amino acids. The transcript is spliced from 5 exons. Lineage: Eukaryota; Fungi; Ascomycota; Eurotiomycetes; Eurotiales; Aspergillaceae.